AUCCUGGGAGCUGACUGUUAAAAGCGGUUAUCAAACGCGCUUUCCCUUUACCAACAUUCCAUUGGAAAUGAACCAAUCCUCUAGGGACAACGAACAUCUCUCCGGCAUGUAUAACCUUCGAGAACAGAGUGUUGUUAGUAGUCAAGAACCCGACAAAAACCGAUCCUUCGAUCACAACUCCAGCUUCGGUUGCACGCGGGUGCGAGUGAGGCGGGUUUACACCUCCUGGAGCGAAUUCAACGUUGUUCAUCGAGAGUCCUAAAGUGUUUAGACCCGGAAAAGUUAAGACGUUGGCGGGAGACACGGCUACCCCGUUAGCGUUCGUGGUGUUUAAAGGAGCACCUAAGCCAGAGAAGAAGAAGUCAGAAGCGGAGA
Messenger RNA from Camelina sativa (false flax), 375 nucleotides. The record is from RefSeq and is a predicted model, not a curated record. NCBI's taxonomy places the organism in Eukaryota, Viridiplantae, Streptophyta, Magnoliopsida, Brassicales, Brassicaceae.